Molecule: messenger RNA, 366 nt
Organism: Mus musculus (house mouse)
Lineage: Eukaryota; Metazoa; Chordata; Mammalia; Rodentia; Muridae
Product: predicted gene, 52255
Exons: 1
Coding region: 40-243 (67 amino acids)
Source: RefSeq, a predicted model, not a curated record
ACUUUACAAAAUCAUUUUUCAAAUCACUUGCUAAGGAUCAUGGCGGUGGCAGUAAAAUGGGUGAUAUCAAACAGAACUAUCUGGAAGCAUUUACUUCCAAUCCAAAAUGGAGCUUUGUCUAGUGCUUGUCUCGAAUCUACAUACUCUUCUCUUCCAGAUGACUACAAUUGCAAGGUGGACCUCACCUUGACAGCCGACAGCAGGACAAUAGUGUGCUACCACCCUUCUGUGGACAUCCCCUAGGAACACACCAAACCCAUCCCUCAACCAGAUCUUCUGCAUAAUAAUGAGGAAACCCACAAGCAGAUCCUGAAAGCCAAGUUAGAAGUUAGAAAGUGAAAGCAGCUGGAGCAAGGGCCCAUGAUA